Polychytrium aggregatum is the source of this 1565-nucleotide messenger RNA. RefSeq lists its product as uncharacterized. The record is from RefSeq and is a predicted model, not a curated record. The transcript has 4 exons. Bases 228 to 1529 code for a protein of 433 amino acids. NCBI's taxonomy places the organism in Eukaryota, Fungi, Chytridiomycota, Chytridiomycetes, Polychytriales.
CGGCCAUUUGAUCGAUCAGCCUGAGUCUCUCUCUCUGGUCUGCUCUUGUGCAAAGGCAGACUGAGCGAUGCCAGGGUCGAGAUGGAGCAGCACGGGUUCUGCGUGCUGGGCUGUCGAAAACCAAGCAAUCAGUGGCGCCAUCGACUCGGGCCCACGAUUCCUCGCAUCAGCGCCCUUCCCUUUCUUCUCGAUCGCCCUCCCCCGACUGCCGUCCAACGCCUUCAACCAUGUCGCUGCUCGCCGCCGGGCUACCGUCCACCCUGGGUGAGGGCGCCGCCCCCAGCCCAGUCGUCCCCGUCAACGUCCGCUCCUACGUCGUCAAGUCCAUCACCCUGUCGUUGGAGCAUCUGAUCUAUGUCCAUUUCAUCUACGUCUACCUGAUGGACCACAGUCUCUUUGCAAUGAUCCUCAGAGCCAUUUGCCAACUGCCCCAGUCGCAAAUGAUGGUCGCAAAGUCGCUCCGGAUCACACUCUACUACAUCUUUAUAGCAAACAUCUUCUUCGUCAUCAAGCACUUCCACGUCGCCUCACAUCCGCCCCUGAUCAUCGACUUUAUCGGACAAGGCGCCCCUUCGAGUCGUCUGUUCUUGAUGUCGAUGGACGUAUUCAUAGCCUUGCUGCAGCUUGCGCGAGUUUUCAUCAUCCACUCGCAAGUACUCUUCGCAACGGAUCAUCAGAGGCGGAAUACUCCAAAGCCCACCCGGCCAACGGCUGCAGCUCUUGCUCCGCUCCCAGAGGAUAGCGACUCGGAUGAGCAAGCGGCACCGUAUCCAUCAGCAUCAGCAUCAGCAUUAGCAUCAACAUCGCACCGGCUGCCGUCGGCGCCAUACUCGCCAGCAUCGACUUCAUACCCGCCGGCAUCGACAUCAUCCCAACAUCGCAGUGGCAUUUCCUCAGCCUCACUGAGAGACAUUGAGCGUCAGCCACUCCUUGAGAAUGCCACCACGUCGUCACCAUCAUCACCAUCGUCACCAUCGUCGCUGUCAUCCUCGUCGCCUGGGGCCCUUCCGCCUCUUGGAAGCUCGGGCCAGCAACCGUUCAAUGUGUCCGCCGCCUCAUCUGGAUGGCGCACCGCUGAGCUCCGGCCGGCAGAUCCAGCAACACCUACAAUGUCAAGACGGUAUACCGCCGGUGCCCGGGAUGCGAACGGGGAGCCUGUGCGGGCAUCGGCCUUGCUAUCACAGGCCACACCCAUAUCGUCACUGGCGUACGGAUCCAGCGACGUCAUCUCCCAACAUCUACAAGCCUUUAUGCCCUCGGCACGAGCACAAUUCUUGGAGUCUGGCUCUGAACUGGAAGAGGGCCUCGAUCUGUAUGAAGGACCGCGAGAUGAGGCCGAGGCGGCGCCGGAUGGAGGCCCUGCCGAUGUGCCGCUGGACUACUUUGCCCGAGUGAUCCUGGUGGAUGUCGACGUCCAGCGAUCCUGGGCCGUCAUCCGCCACGGCUAUCACCAUCCCAAUGGCACUCAAUCGCCCCUCAGGUUUCGAACCCCGAGAGCAUGGACCAACUCGCGCGGGCUUCCUGUCUAAAAUGAAAUACACACUCUCACAUCUUGCUCGGACAAA